This is a messenger RNA of Frieseomelitta varia, 1340 nucleotides long. RefSeq lists its product as uncharacterized. The coding region runs from base 290 to 1234 and encodes 314 amino acids. The transcript is spliced from 6 exons. NCBI's taxonomy places the organism in Eukaryota, Metazoa, Arthropoda, Insecta, Hymenoptera, Apidae. The record is from RefSeq and is a predicted model, not a curated record.
UGGGCGUUUCGAAAUAAAAUAUAGAAACUGUUCGUCUUAUAACAGUAUUGUAUAUAACUGAAAUUGGUACGAAAGUAUACAUACGUAUAGAGAAUAUAAAUUGAUUAGGACAGUUCAACAAGUGAUUUACUGAUUUAUUUUAUUUAUAAUUUUUUAUAUUUUUCUGUUGUUUAAUUAUCUAAUCUCUAAAAAAACGAAAGGUUGUGUUAAAACAUUGAACUAUAUUAAAAAUCACAAUAAAUAUAAGAUUAAACAUUAUUUAUAUAAGGUUAGAAUAUUGUUUUCAACAAUGUGUAAUGCAGAGGAAUUAAUGACUGAUAUUUAUUAUACUUUAUUACAAAUAAGAUAUCCAAAAAUUACAACAGUUGUAGCAAACAACGUAGAAAUAACAAUUCUGAGUGGAGAAAAUCGACUUUCAUUAUUGUCUUGGCUUUUAACCGAAAAGUCUCCACAGAUAGCUUCCAAAUUUCAAAAAUUAAAAGGCGCCGCUUUAGAAGAAGAACUAUUAAGAUCUUAUUCUGAAAUUGGGAUUUGUACUGACAAGAAAUUAUUAUUGGGAAAUUGUCCAUUGAAAGAACAACUUCCAACUUUGAGAUUAUUAUUAGAUUUUAUGAAGUGUUUAUUCCUUAAAUCUUCUGAUACUAAAUGUAAUGAAAAAGAAUCCAUUGAUGAUAUAUUAAAUGUCUAUAUCAAUGAAGAUCCAAACACAUUCAUGUGUAAUAUUGAACCAAAAUUAAGUUAUUUUGAAUCUAUGCAAUAUUUCGAAAAUUUGCAAAGUAAUCUAAAUAAACAUCAAGAAUCAUCACCUAUUUGUAAAUCUGAAAAUGAAGAGCAUGUAAUGGAACAGGUUUCAGAAGAAACUAAUGAUCACAAUUUAGAGUCGUUAUUUAAUGAAGAAAAAAAAGAAAAGAAUGAAAAGGAAGCUAAUGAUCACAAUCUAGAUUCGUUAUUUAAUGAAGAAAAAAAAAAUUUUAUGGAAGCAUAUUCAUCUGUCGACUCAUGGUUAAAAUUUAAUAUGGAAAGUGUAAAGAAUAACUCGUAUUCCAUGGAUGCUGAUAUUGACAAUAUAUAUACAAAUUUUUCUUCUUUAAUACAGUUUUUACAAGCAAAAGAAGAAAUAUUGAAUGCCAAUAUACCAAAAGAGAUAAAGAAAUUAAAUACUCCAUUAAAUGAAAUUAUUGGAAAUACUGUUACACACACUGAAGAAGCUACGAAUAUAUGCAUAGAUACUUAAUUCUGUACUAGGAACUUUUCAAAACAUUGAUUUCUCAGUUUGUAUUUUCAUAAAAAUAAAAAUGUUCAUGGAUAUCAAUAAAGUAGUAAUUCAUUAAAAUUUUUUU